GCACUUUAAAAAGGGGAUUUUUAACUUUCAUUCAUUUUUUAACAAACGUCGUGUUAUUGAUUCAUUCAUCAUCGACAUUUUCCGGUCACGAAAAAUCCAUACUUACGAUAAUGGGUUAUGUUGCUCCUUGUUGUAUGAUUGCCGCGUCUUGUGACUGAAGCUCUAUUUUCUAACCUAUAAUUAUCUCGUUCAAAAUAUAAGAAAAAUUAUGUCAAGAAAGAAGCACAAUAUAUCUUAUAUGAAACCGGACGAACCGAAAUUUCUACGAGAACUGAAAGAACAAAUCGGAUACAAAGAAGGCCCCAAUGUCGAUACAAAGAGAGAAGCUUUACCAGAAAUCUCAGAUGAUGAGAAAGAAGAAUUGGCUGAUGAGAAGCCUGUUGUUGUUGUAUUGAACUCUGGUGAUCUGACAGCAGAAGAGGCAGAUACUUUCCAAAAACAAAAAGAUGAAGAGGAAAGUAAUGCUCCUGCAGAUCUAUCGAAGAAGGUCAUAUUUCGCAAAACUAGACCAGCAGAAACAGAAUCUGAUACAAAUAAUACAGACAAACCAGCUAAGAAGAAAGCUAAAAAAUUAAAGCAGUCACAGAAAGUUGUCUUAUCCUUUAAUGCUGAUGAUGAUGACGAAGAUAAUAUUGGAUAGCAUUAAUUAUACAUUCUUAUUGAAGUGUAUAUAAUAUUUAUAUAAGAUUUACAUUGUAUAUAGUAGAAUGUUUAAACUUAAUAUACAAUGUUAGAUUAUAUAAAAAAUCAGUCUAUAGUGAUUUCAAAGCAAUCUUGCUUUAAUAAGAAGAAACUAUGCAAAGGAGGA
Dinoponera quadriceps is the source of this 808-nucleotide messenger RNA. RefSeq lists its product as uncharacterized. The transcript has 3 exons. Bases 209 to 640 code for a protein of 143 amino acids. The record is from RefSeq and is a predicted model, not a curated record. Lineage: Eukaryota; Metazoa; Arthropoda; Insecta; Hymenoptera; Formicidae.